Messenger RNA from Tachysurus vachellii, 4855 nucleotides. RefSeq names its product ANKH inorganic pyrophosphate transport regulator a (gene ankha). Gene Ontology annotation, cellular component: membrane. Lineage: Eukaryota; Metazoa; Chordata; Actinopteri; Siluriformes; Bagridae. Gene Ontology annotation, molecular function: phosphate transmembrane transporter activity. Bases 31 to 1536 code for a protein of 501 amino acids. The transcript is spliced from 13 exons. The record is from RefSeq and is a predicted model, not a curated record. Gene Ontology annotation, biological process: phosphate ion transmembrane transport.
AAAAGCAGAGACCUCCCUACAGACAGGAUCAUGGUGGAGCUGACAUGUCUUACUGCUUAUUGGCCUCUCAUCCGAUUCCUGGUUCCUUUGGCUAUCACCAACAUAGCCAUCGAUUUUGGGGAACAGGCUUUGAACCGAGGAAUCGCUUCAGUAAAAGAGGAUCGUGUGGAGAUGCUGGCCAGCUACGGUUUGGCCUACUCACUUAUGAAGUUCUUUACUGGGCCCAUGAGUGACUUUAAGAGUGUCGGACUGGUGCUGGUAAACAGCAAGAAGGACAGAAGGAAAGCAGUGCUGUGUAUGGUCUCAGCCGGUGUCGUAGCUGCAAUCUUCCAUGCUCUUAUAGCUUACACAGAUUUAGGAUAUUACUUCAUCAACAAACUCCACCAUGUGGACGAAUCUGUUGGAAAAAAGACAAGGAAGGCAUUUCUUUACCUUGCAGUGUUCCCUUUGCUGGAUGCCAUGGCAUGGAUUCAUGCUGGCAUCCUGCUAAAGCACAAAUACAGCCUGCUGGUUGGCUCGGCUUCCAUCUCUGAUGUUGUAGCGCAGAUCAUAUUUGUGGUGAUCCUACUCCACAGCAACCUGGAGUGUGCUGAACCCUUGCUAAUUCCAAUUCUGCCUUUGUACAUGGGAGCACUGGUGCGCUUUAGCAUUGUGGGAUUGGGCUACUACUGCAAAGUUCAUGACAACAUUCCCGACUCCUGGAGCCAGGACAUGGGGGGAGAUACCACCAUCAGGAAGAUGUUAAACUUCUGGUGGCCACUUGCACUCAUACUGGCCACCCAGAGGAUCAGCAGGCCUAUCGUCAACCUGUUUGUGUCUCGAGAUCUCAAAGGCAGCGCUGCUGCCACUGAGUCUGUAGCAGUGCUCACAGCCACCUACCCAGUGGGACACAUGCCCUAUGGUUGGCUGACCGAACUACGGGCUGUCUAUCCAGCCUUUGACAAGAAUAACUCAUCCAACAAGCUAACUGCUGGUGCUGGAGUGACAAAAUCCCAUAUCAACAGGUUCACUUUAGCCUGCUUUACUCUCUCUGUAACGCUAUGCUUCGUAGUGUUCUGGACCCCUGGUGUGUCCGAGCUGAUCCUAGUGAAUGUAAUUGGAGUGGAUGUGAAUUUCGCUCAGCUCUGCACUGUUCCUCUUCGGAUAUUCUCCUUCUUCCCUAUUCCAGUGACGAUUCGAGCUCAUCUGACAGGCUGGUUGAUGACCCUGAGGAAGACGUUUGUGCUGGCUCCUAGCUCUUUGCUGAGGAUAAUCGUGCUCAUCAUUAGUCUCAUAGUGCUUCCUUACAUGGGUGUACAUGGUGCUACAUUAGGAGUGGGCUCACUACUGGCCGGAUUCGUGGGAGAAGCCACAAUGGUGGCAGUGGGGGCAUGCUGCGUGUAUCGACAGCAGAAAAAGAUUUCAGGCAGAGAGCAAGCCAAACAGGGGGAAAACUCUUCCCCAAUGGGAGAUGCCACAUCUGCAACGGCGUUAGAUGACAUUGAAGAGCUGGACGAGGAAGAAGGAGAGGAGGAUGGGAUUGAAGAAGUGAACUGAGCGAAAAGAGAAACCUGAGGUGAAAUGAUGACAAGGGAAAAACACAGAAUUUUGCUUGGGAUUUUGUGUAUUACUGUAGCUAAAAGAAAAAAUUUACAAUGCAAACCAUACUCCUGAAACCAAAUUACAGUACUGUCAUGUGUGAGUGGAGCUUUCCUGCUCAGACCAAGCCUAAGCUGACGGACCUGCUACAGCACUUUCUACAACUGACAGAACCUUUUUGCACUGAAGUCCUCCACAAACUCCCUAUCCAGCAUUUUCAGUACUGAAAACGGGAGUGGCUGGAAGAUGUUUUUGUUCUCUGCUUCACACCAUCUUGUCAAAACCAACACCCAAGUAUAUCUAAUUGCUCAGAGGGUGUUAAUCUGGCACAAAAGCUAGUUCUGAACUUUGACACAAUGGUACAUGUUGUUUGAGACAGUAUGGGCCUUAAAAUGCACAAUAUCUGUUAUUGCACAUUGUCUGUUAACGCACAAUAGACUGUCAAUGUAUUACAGUGAUGGCUACAAAUGUUACAGCGUACAUUAAUUGAGCUCUUCAGGGAAAUACACAAAGGAGAUGCAUAUCAUUUUUCUUUAUUUUGUUUAUCCCAAACUUGUACUCUUUGAUUAAUGGGAUAAUUUUUUGGGUAUUAUAUAUAUAUUUUUUUCGUUUAGAGCCUUCUGUGGUAAAGAAAGCUUUCUAACAUCAGCUUAGACAGAAAUCUUCAUAUUAAACGAUGCAGGAGUGUGGAGAUGACAAGAAUUGCUAAACCAUUUAAUUACUGUUUUCUCUGAAGCCUAUUUUGAUAAAGAUUUAUACACGUGCUUACAAGUCUUUGUAGUUUAGAAAACAAUGCUUUAUAAUAUUUUUUAUAAACUAUACAAAUCCACAUCAAGCUAUAUUAUGGUUUAUAAAUAAAUGUCCCCUGAAACAAUAGUAAAACGUACAAUGCACUAAAAAUGUGAACUUUUAUUUCAGAUUAAAAAAAAGCACUUCAAUUCAAUUUCCAAGUCCAGAAGGAAUUAUCUAUAAUAUUUUAAUGGAGUAUUUUGAUACACAGUAUUAAUGUAAAAUCACAUUUACUCUUAUUCAUUUAGAAGAUCACUUUUAUCCAAGUGAUUUUACCAAUGAUGUAAGUAAGUAAGUAAAGUUUAUUUAUAUAGCACCUUUCACAGAUAAAAUCACAAAGUGCUUUACAAAAUAUAACAAUAAAACUUAAAUGUACAAUAAAACAUUCUUGCAAAGUAAAAAAGAGAAAUUAUUAGAGACAGUAAAACUUCAACUCUAAAAUAAAACCACUACAACAGGGAUGAAACCAUAAAAUGGACAAAUAAUGCUGCCAUUUUUAUUAAGCACUAGAUGAGAAAAGUACACACAGUGCACUCAAAGGACUAAGAGCUAGCAUAAGGUUUUUUUAGGAAUGGGACGUUAGGGGUUAGUUCAUGGAAGUGUUCAUGGAAGAAUUGGGUCUGUAAGCUGUUUUUUAUUUUUUUUAUUUUUUUUUAUUUUUUUUUUUUUUGGAAGAUAGUUACAAAUUCUUCUGUUUGGAUUGAAGUUGGAAGUUCAUUCCAACACUGAGGGACAGUCAGUUAGAAGGUUCUUGAAAGAGACUGAAUGUCUCUCUGAGAAGUUUCUACCUUGGUCAUUAUCUGUUUGCAGGUUGUGGGAGGGAACAUAAGUAUCAUGGAAAGUGUUGAAGGUUGCUGUUCCAGAUAAGGAAAUUGAACAUGAGCAUAAAGAAUGUAUUUGAUACAUUCUGAAUUAUCUCAAGGUUUUUGAUGGAGCUGGCUGGUAGUCCAGUUUUGAGAUCAUUUUUAUAAGUGCUGGUAAAGGACUUGCAUUUAAUGUUGGUGUCUCUGUGGAGGGAGAUGAAGAGCAGAACUGGUUGUCUACAAGACUGACUGAUACAUUGUGAAUCAUCUGAAGGGGUUUGAUGGAGCUAGCUGGGAGACCAUUGGAGUAGUCGCUGUGUGGAAUAAUCACCUAAAUUUACCUGAAAAUAUUUACAAUGUAUUGUUACCAAGCUACAAAAUUUGUAAACCUUAUUAAUAAUGAAUUAUUGGCUUAAGAAAUUUCAUCUGCAACCUGGAUUAAACCAGUCUUAGAUCUCAAUAGGUUUUUGUUGUGUAUUCAGAAUUUAGUUUCAUUCUGUCUAGUCUUAGGCAUGCGUCACUGAAGCUCAUGGCAACAUUUACACUCUUUACCAUCCAGAUCUCCUUGGUUCUUUUGUUCUUUGAUCAACUUCAGGAAUAUCAUGGAAGAUUAAUUCCAAAUUCAUGGAAUGGCUGGAAUUCCAUGUAUGUUAAUUCUCUUUGUAGGGCUCUUACAGGGUGUGUAAGCCUAGGGAAAAACUUGUCACAUGCUUGUAGUAAUGUUUUACUGUAGAGUUUACAAGGCUUUUCCUAAAUCUCCAUACAAGUACCAGUGCAAAGGCAUUAUUCAUUUAUUUAUUCCUCCUCAGUAACUGCUAUAUCCUAGUGAGGGUCAUGGUGAGUCCAGAGCUCAUCCCAGGAACAUGGAGGGUUAUAAGGGGGAAACAGGGAUGGGGAUGUUGUAGCCUAGUGAUUAAGCUGUUGACAGUCGAUCAGAAGGUUGCAAAUUUGAAUCCCAUUUCCACUAAGCUGCCAAUGCUGGGCCCCUGAGCAAGGCCCUUAACCUUUAAUUGCUCAGUUGUAUAAAAUGAGAUAAAAAUGCAAGUCACUCUAGAUAAGGGCAUCUGCCAUACAUGUAAAGCAGGGAUACGUGUUCGAUGCGACACCAGUCCAUCACAGGGCAAAAAACACACGCAAAUAGCCAACUAGCUUACAAUGUGUUUUUUUGGGAGGAAACCCACAUGGCCAUGUGAAACACUACUGUAGUGCAAGCUGUAGUAUACCUGUAUAAAUAUUAUGUAAAGCCAAAAUGAUUUUAACAUUAAUGAAAUGAAAAUUUAAACCACAUCAUUAUUUACACCAAAUCUCAUGAGGACAUGGUAUGGUAGAUUUUAUUUUCUUUAAACCACACUGACCCAUUGAUGCAGAUGACAACACAUUUUAGUAUGGUUUAUCUCCUUUAUGUUCUUUUGUUUCAAAGCUGAAUAACAUGGAUUACUGAAGGGUUACUUUUAUCAGGUUUUAUAUUUUAAAUGUAGUCCUGUUUUUUUGUAUUACAUACAUAUAUAUAUAUAUAUAUGCUCAGCUUUUUGCAUUAUGUAUCUUUCAGUGCUGAACUAGUACUCACGUGGUAAGGACUCAAACUGUGGAGUGUGAUAACUGUUGUAAUCAGUCGAUCAGUCCCUGCAGGAUUUCACCAUUUUGAGAUCACAGACAUGAAUAAUAUGCUGAGGAGGUUGUGAUUU